Lolium perenne is the source of this 873-nucleotide messenger RNA. RefSeq lists its product as uncharacterized. The record is from RefSeq and is a predicted model, not a curated record. Gene Ontology annotation, cellular component: plasma membrane; plasmodesma. Gene Ontology annotation, biological process: defense response to other organism. Lineage: Eukaryota; Viridiplantae; Streptophyta; Magnoliopsida; Poales; Poaceae.
GGUCGCUUUCUGUUCCUUCCGCUUUCAUCAACGAAUCAUCUCGUACGUACGCGCGCCAAGAAACGGUACUAAAACCUCUGCAACGUAUAAGCGCAGACAGACGUACACCACCAUGCGUGCCAUGCACACAGACGGUGAUCAGUGAUCACAAACCAACCGAGCGUACACGCGCGCCGCCACCGCCAUGUCGGUGCCACACCCGACCGCCGGCGGCCGCUUCCUCCGCCCGCUCCCGGCGGAGCGGCCGCACCUGACGCGCUGCACGAAGCUUAUCUGCUCCGCCUUCCUCACCGCCCUUCUCCUCGCCGGCGUGAUCCUCUUCGUCGCCUACCUAGCCGUGCGUCCGCACAGGCCGCGCUUCCACGUCGCCUCCCUCACCGCCGCCGGCCUCCAGCAGCCCGGCGGCGCGGUGGUACUCUCCGGCCGGCUCUCCAUCCGCAACCCGAACCAGGACGUGGCCUUCUUCUACGACCGGCUCGACAUGUCAGUGCGCUACCGCGCGUACGGCGACGUCGUCAAGGACCACGACCUCAACGGGGCGAUGCCCAUGUACCAGCCGCCCAAGACCACGUCGGACCUCGCGUUCGAGGGCGUGGCCGUGCCGGCAGGCCCCGCCGCGGCGGACAUGGCGGCAGCGGCGGCCAAGGAGGGAGGAGGCGUGGUGGCGCUGACGGUGAAGGUCCGGUCCAGGAUCCGGUCCAAGGUGGCCUUCUGGGGGUCCCACUGGCACCCGCUCCACGUGGCCUGCGAUGUGGCACUGGGGCCUGACGGGCAGCUGCUGCCCGAGGGCCAGCAGAAGCGCUGCAGCAUAGACUUUGUCUAGAUGUAAAUACACGAAUGUUGUACGUACUCGUUUGAUUUCACAAGAAUGGG